UCAGCCAAUCAUCUCAGCGAGUAAAUAGAAGCAGGAAGAAAGAUGGACGCGUUAACAUUGGGCUCGCACAGGCUAGUCCAUCUUGAUUUCAAGGGUGCACCGCCGCGAACAUGUUACUUUGAAAAGCUUUUUCCUCUCUUAAGAACAUGGGGAGCUACUGGAUUAUUGUUGGAAUGGGAAGAUACAUUCCCUUACAAUCGAGAACUCUCACCUGUAGGAAGCAAUGGACCAAGCAGCUUAGCCAGUGGAUACACAGUCCAAGAAGCUAGACAUAUCUUACAGAUAGCAGGUGAUUGUGGCUUGGCGGUUGUUCCAUUGGUACAAACUUUUGGUCACAUGGAGUUUGUUUUAAAACAUGAAGAAUGGAGAUCAUUGCGAGAAGUAGAACCUUUCCCAAGUUCUAUCUGUCCAUCAAAUCCAAGGACACUUCCAGUUGUGAAGUCCUUGAUACGUCAGAUUGUUAGUUUUCAUCCAGACAUACAAUACCUGCAUAUAGGUUGUGACGAAGUAUGGCAUUUAGGUCUUUGCUCAGUCUGCACUAAACGAGCUGCUGCCAGCAAAUAUGGCAAAUAUUCUCUAUAUCUGGAGCAUAUUCUGGCAAUAGCCCAAUAUAUACAGGAAAUUUAUCCAUACUUAAAAAUUAUCAUCUGGGAUGACAUGUUAAGAUCAAUAGACUUACAGGUUUUGAACGAACAUUACAUUGGCAAAUAUGUGGAGCCUAUGGUGUGGCAUUAUAAUCCCAGAGACAAUUUUGCAUUGCCCCAUGGUCUAUGGGAUAAGUAUAGUGCAGUCUUCCCCAAUGUCUGGGCAGCCACUGCAUUCAAAGGCGCUACUGGUUCUGCACAACAUAUACCUAUAAUUCGACAUCAUAUAAGCAAUCAUGAAAAAUGGCUAGAGGAACUGGGAGCCCAUGUAAGUAAAGUGCACGAGUUUCGGGGUACAGCAUUCACUGGUUGGUCAAGGUAUGAUCACUAUGCUACAAUGUGUGAACUACUACCUACGGCGAUACCAUCAUUAGCUUUGUGUCUGAAAAUUUGGCUACACGGUUAUACAGAGCAGACGCAUACACAGGUCGCCAAAAGUUUGGGAUAUAUCGAUUAUCCGUUGCAUAUAACACCACAGCCUAGACCAGUGCCGAUACCUAGUAAUCUGCUUUUUCCGGGAUGGCAGGUAGCUGUGGGUAUGGAAUGGUUUCUCAAUUUCAAGACAAAGUUUCAUAAUAUCGUCUCCAAUGAUCAAAUUAUGACAUGGAUGAAUCCAUGGCAAGUGGCGAAUAAUUAUACAAAUCCUAUGCAAUUGGAAAAUUUGAUACCUGCUUUUACAGAGUUAUUAUUGGAAUUGUCUUCCUUGGAGGGUUAUCUGCGAGUUCAAAUGGAAGCAAUUUUCUUUUCAUCGAUGAUCGAGGAAUGGAUUGGUACCAAUAUACAGCCAAUGAAGAGAAAAUUAACGAAGUUGAAACAAACUACUGAGAAUCAGCUGAAGCAAAAUAGUCCGUUAACCUAUUUUUAAAGAAGUCACUGGAAAAUGCAAAAAAAAGAUAUAUAGUUUCCUAAGAAGAAUGCUUUAUUAUUUUAAUACUGGAUACAGAAAGAAAGAAAGUUUUACCGAUACGAGAGGUGUUCUGUGAUACUUGGCUAUGAAAGGAUAACUAUGGUUCUCAGUUACAAGGGUUAUUAAUGACGAUCAAAAAAUAAUCAAGAUUUGAUCUCAGUAGAUUUUCCUAUUAAGUACAAACAUAAAAUUUCAAUAAAAUCUUUUUUAUUAGACAACUAAGAUUGUGAUUAUAUAUACAUAUAGUAGAUUUAAAAUAUGAAAAGAUUAUAUUGCAAAGUUAAAACUUGUAAAUUAAGUUGUAUUGUUACAGCCUAUUUUUAUGUAAGUGCUUGAUAUGUAACUCGUACAUCUAUAUAUUAAUGAAUAUCAUUGAUAACAUAUUAGACAUUCAUAAAUAUGUUUCAUAUUUUGUCAUAGAAUUAAACUUUUGGCUAUAUUGCACUUAACCAAAUAUUCAAUGUGAUGUAUUCUACAUAUAUUCCUUACAUGUGACGGUUCUUAAUUUGCUUUCUAGUGAUGAAUGGUAUUAUAUCAAUCUGUAUAUGUGUGCAUGUGUACACGCGGUGCGCGCGCGCGUGCGCGUGUACAAAUAUAACAAUAUUUCUCUUUAAUGCAUUAUUAUAUGAAAAACUAAUUUGAAGUAAACAUGUAGGGUAGAAUAAUAUAGUUAUGAGGAUAAUUAUAAUAAUUAUGAAUAAAUCAGAUCAUAUAUCGUA
Molecule: messenger RNA, 2270 nt
Organism: Odontomachus brunneus
Lineage: Eukaryota; Metazoa; Arthropoda; Insecta; Hymenoptera; Formicidae
Product: hexosaminidase D-like
Exons: 10
Coding region: 43-1509 (488 amino acids)
Biological process (GO): carbohydrate metabolic process
Molecular function (GO): hexosaminidase activity
Source: RefSeq, a predicted model, not a curated record